CUUUUGUUUAUGUUUAUAAAUUUUUACAAUAAUUUUUUAAUUUCAAAUUCAAUUAUCUCUUUUUUUCAAUUAUCAUACCAUAGAUAUUAUUUUUAAUGUGUAUUUUGCAAAUUAAUAAUAAUUAGUAAUUUGAUUAUAUUAGUAUUAAGUUCUUUUUGUAUCGUUAAUAUGACAAAUUCUUUAAAUUAAUUAAAAAAUCUAAUGGACGAAAUUACAGAAAAAGCUGAAGAGCAAAAUAAUAGCAUUAAAUCUGAGUUAUUCUUUUUGAUAGCCAAGUUCUUAAAAGAAAGUCAAUUCAAAAAUGCCUUUGAAGCUCUGAAAUUGGACUUAAAUGAAACUGAUGUAUUACCUACACGAAUUGAUUUUUUAGGCAAAGAAAACAGACAAACAUUUGAUGAAUUGGAAAGAAAAUAUGAUCAUAUAAAAUCAAAUCACUUACUAGAAAUAUGCCAAAAAAUUAAAGCCUUAAGCAAUUAUGAUAAAUCUCCAGUACCUGUUGUUUUUUCUUUACUUGGAAAAGGAAGUUUCUCACUUGUUCAUUCUCAAAAGAAACGAAAAUAUUUAUCAAUAACUGAUUGUUUUACUCGUCAACAUAAUACUCUACCCUUACCUCCAAUACAUAACCGUGGUCAAAAUAUUGUUAAAAUAUUAUAUGGUAGAGAAUCAUCAGGCCCAGUUAACAAAAGAUACUUGUUGCCCUUAUCAAAGUUUUCUAAUGUAGAAUUUCAUGGACGUGUACUAGGUCAUUUAACUGCUGUNUAUUUAAAUUAG
Daktulosphaira vitifoliae (grape phylloxera) is the source of this 771-nucleotide messenger RNA. RefSeq names its product bromodomain and WD repeat-containing protein 3-like. Lineage: Eukaryota; Metazoa; Arthropoda; Insecta; Hemiptera; Phylloxeridae. Gene Ontology annotation, cellular component: nucleus. The coding region runs from base 202 to 771 and encodes 189 amino acids. Gene Ontology annotation, biological process: regulation of cell shape; regulation of transcription by RNA polymerase II; cytoskeleton organization. The record is from RefSeq and is a predicted model, not a curated record. The transcript has 7 exons. Gene Ontology annotation, molecular function: protein binding.